Molecule: messenger RNA, 2501 nt
Organism: Micromonas pusilla CCMP1545
Lineage: Eukaryota; Viridiplantae; Chlorophyta; Mamiellophyceae; Mamiellales; Mamiellaceae
Exons: 2
Coding region: 1-2394 (797 amino acids)
Biological process (GO): ubiquitin-dependent protein catabolic process; protein ubiquitination
Cellular component (GO): cullin-RING ubiquitin ligase complex
Molecular function (GO): ubiquitin protein ligase binding
Source: RefSeq, a predicted model, not a curated record
AUGAGCGGCAAGGCCCGUGGGUUCCGAAUCGAGCCGUUCAAGCACAAGGUCGAGCUCGAGCCGGGGUACGGCGACAAGAUCUGGGCCGUCCUCAAAGAUGCGAUCCACGAGAUCAACCACCGCAACGCGUCCGGCUUAUCCUUCGAGGAGCUCUACCGGAACGCGUACAACAUGGUCCUGCACCGUCACGGACGCACGCUCUACGACGGCCUCGCGGAGACGAUCGCGGACCACCUCAAAGACGUCGCGUCGCAGAUCGACGCGACGCUCGGAGACGGCUUUCUCCCGGAGCUCCAGCGCCGCUGGCGCGAGCACGUCAAGUCCAUGUCCAUGAUUCGCGACAUCAUGAUGUACAUGGACCGGAUAUACGCGGUGCCGAACGGCCUCCAGCCCGUGCACGAGCUCGGGUUGGCGCUGUGGCGCGAUCACGUCGCGAGACGGCCGUCGAUAAAAAACCGCGUCCGCGCGACGCUCGUGAACAGCGUCAACCGCGAACGCCGCGGGGAGCAGAUCGAUCAGGGGUUAGUGCGAGCGACGUGCGGGAUGCUCAUGGACUUGGGAGAGGACGUGUACGUGAACGACUUUGAGGAGCCGUACGUGUCGUCGACGAAGGAUUUUUAUCGCGCCGAGUCGCAGACGUUUUUGUCGUCCAACGAUUGCCGGGAUUACCUGCUUCGAUCUGAGUCGCGGUUAGAGGAGGAGCAGCUCCGAGUGAAGGAGUACCUACAGAAGAGGACCGAGGGCGCGGCGGUGAGUUGCGUCGUGAACGAGCUGCUCGCCAAGCCGAUGCGCGCCGUGCUCUCUCUCGGGACGGGGGGCGUGGUGAGCUCUCUGAGGGACGAUAAACACGAGCAGCUCGCGCUGAUGCACAAGCUGUUCUCGCACGUGAAGGACGGCGUGAAGACGCUCAAGGAGAUGAUGGCGGAGCACGUCAAGGAGGAAGGGAAGGCGCUCGUGCUGGACCCGGAGAAGGGGAAAGAUCCGAACGCGUACGUGGAGGGUUUGCUGAAGUUGAAGGACAAGUACGACGGGGUCAUAAAACACGCGUUCGGGGGAUGCCGGUCGUUCGUGAACGCGCUGCACGGCGCGUUCGAGACGUUCAUAAACAUGAACAACCGGAGCCCGGAGUACAUAUCGCUGUACGUGGACGAUAAGCUCCGCAAGGGGCUGAAGGGCGCGAGCGAGGACGACGUCGAGGUCGUCCUCGACAAGGUCAUGAUUCUGUUCCGGUUCUUACAAGAGAAGGACGUGUUCGAGAAGUACUACAAGCAUCACCUCGCGAAGCGUCUGCUGGGGGGGAAGACCACGAGCGACGACGCGGAGCGGAGCUUCAUCGUGAAGCUCAAGACGGACUGCGGGUACCAAUUCACGUCGAAGAUUGAGGGGAUGUUCAACGACAUACGCAUAUCGCGGGACACGAUGGCGUCGUUCCGGACGCACGUAGAGGAGAAGGCGAAGGGCGGCGGCGGCGACGGCAGCGUGAGCGUGUCGACCACGGGAUUAUCCCCCAUGGACGCGCAGGAGAGUGGCGGGAGCGGCGGCGGCGGCGGCGGCGGCGGAGGAGGCGGCGGCGGCGCGGGCGGCGGCGGCGCGGGCGCGGGCGCGGGCGCGUGGACGCGGGGCGGCGGUCUCGCCGCGCACCUCGGCGGCGUCGACCUCGACGUGCAAGUCCUGACCACCGGGUCGUGGCCGAUGACGGGGAACACCGGGGCGACCACGUGCACGAUCCCAGCGCAGCUCCAGCCGGCGUGCGAGGCGUUCAAGAACUUUUACCUGGCCUCGCACAGCGGCCGGCGGCUGUAUUGGUUGACGUCCAUGGGCUCCGCGGAUCUGAGAGCGACGUUCGCGGACGGGGUGAAGCGCGAGCUCAGCGUCAGCACGUACGCGAUGUGCGUGCUGUUGCUCUUCAACGACCAGGACGAGAUCGGGUACAAGGACAUCGCGACCGCGACGGCGAUUCCCGCGGUCGACUUGAAGCGCACGCUGCAAUCGCUCGCGUGCGUGAAGGGGAGGAACGUGUUAAGGAAAGAGCCGAUGUCCAGGGACGUGAACGACGACGACGUGUUCGCGUUCAACGACAAGUUCACGAGCAAGCUGCUCAAGGUGAAGAUCGGAACCGUCAGCGCGCAGAAGGAGUCGGAGCCGGAGAAGAUGCAGACGCGGAGGCGGAUCGACGACGAUCGGAAGCCGCAGAUUGAGGCGGCGAUCGUGCGCAUCAUGAAAGCGCGGAGGCGGUUAGACCACAACAGCGUCGUUCAGGAGGUCACGAAGCAGCUCUCGUCGCGGUUUAUCCCAGACCUGGCGGAUAUUAAGAAGCAUCUGGAGAACCUGAUCGAGAGGGAGUUCAUCGAGAGGGAUCGGAACGACCGGCGGCUGUACAUUUACAUGGCGUGAUGAGUCUCGAGUUCCGGGCGCAGUCGAAUUAUAGAAAGAACGACGUGCGUUUCACCACCGUACGCAGUACGACGACGCGUUUGUAACGCGACACAUCACAAAGAAUC